Grosmannia clavigera kw1407 is the source of this 1776-nucleotide messenger RNA. Its product is annotated as cdp-diacylglycerol-glycerol-3-phosphate 3-phosphatidyltransferase. Gene Ontology annotation, biological process: cardiolipin biosynthetic process. The transcript has 3 exons. Gene Ontology annotation, molecular function: CDP-diacylglycerol-glycerol-3-phosphate 3-phosphatidyltransferase activity. Gene Ontology annotation, cellular component: mitochondrion. Bases 1 to 1776 code for a protein of 591 amino acids. NCBI's taxonomy places the organism in Eukaryota, Fungi, Ascomycota, Sordariomycetes, Ophiostomatales, Ophiostomataceae. The record is from RefSeq and is a predicted model, not a curated record.
AUGAGUGCUCGCGGCGCUGCACGAUGCACCGCCGGCUGUCUCUCAGCAGCUUCAUCAUGCCGGCAAAUCGCCGGCCACAAGCGGGUGCUGCCAUCUCAGAGCGCAAGUCCGACUAAGACGAUACAGGUGCGACACAGCAGCACCGGCGCCAAGACCAGCAGCAGCCGGUCGCUGGUAUGGAUCCGGUGUCUCUUCUCCAGCGGCAGCGUCAGCGUGGGUCGCCGGCUGUCGUCCACAACUGCUGUCGCUGCUGCAGCCAAGAGCGCAAAGCCCGUGACGAUGAUGGCCAGCGCCUCGGGAAUGGCAUCUGGAAGCGCGGUAGUAACGGUGGCGACGGCUGGGCUCAUGCUGGCUCCCUUUGUCGACGAGUUAGACCGCAUCGCGCCGUGCUUCCGCAUUCACGGGUCGCAAGUACGGGUGCUCGAGACGCCAGCUGAGUUUUACGAGACGCUCAAGACGAUGAUCCGUGGUGCUGAGCAUCGCAUCUUCUUGUCGACGCUCUACAUUGGCAAGUCGGAAACAGAGCUGAUCAACACUCUGCAGACGGCAUUGCGCGCAAAACCGGCCCUGAAGCUUUCGAUCGUCACUGACGCGCUCCGUGGCACGCGCGAGUCUCCUGCGCCGUCGUGCGCCUCGUUGCUGGCACCGCUAGUGGCCGAGUUCGGGGCCGAUCGCGUCGAGCUGCGUAUGUACCACACGCCGAACCUCACGGGUCUCCGCAGGCGGUGUAUUCCCAAGCGGAUCAACGAAGGCUGGGGGCUACAGCACAUGAAGCUGUACGGGGUGGAUGACGAGAUCGUGCUGACCGGGGCCAAUCUGUCCAUGGACUACUUUACCAACCGGCAAGACCGCUACCACGUCUUCUCGUCCAGAGACGUGACUGAUUUCUACUGGCAGCUGCACAGCGCUGUGUCCUCGCUCAGCUUUCAGGUUCGGCCAUCGCCAACGGCCGUUGACAGCUUCGAGAUGGUGUGGCCGGACGACAACCGGGCUCCUUCGCCGCUGGAGCAGCCGGGUGCCUUUGUGACGGCAGCUACAGGCGUGCUGCAUGGCCUGGUGGCACCGCAGAAGGCAGCAGCAGCAGCAAGCCCGGGUGCAGACACUUCUGUGUAUGUGCUGGCACAGAUGACGCAGCUGCUUCGGCCCGACAGUUCGACCGAGCGACCUGCACUUACACACGUGCUGCAGACGCUGUCUCGGCCCGAUUAUGCCGGCUCGUCGUGGACGUUCACGGCUGGCUACUUCAAUCCGGCGCCGUCGCUGACUAAGCUGCUACUCUCGACAGCGGCCGCGACAGGAACGGUCAUCACGGCCUCGCCGUAUGCAAACGGCUUCUACCGGUCCCCGGGAGUUUCAGGCAUGCUUCCAGACGCCUACACGUUCUUGGCGCAUCGUUUCCUCAAGGCGGCCGACCGCACGGCAACAUCGGCCAUCACGCUCAAAGAGUGGCGACGCGGCACCGUCGGUCAGCUCGGCGGGUGGACAUACCAUGCCAAAGGCCUCUGGAUCACGCUGCCGGGCGAGAUGUCGCCGGCAAUGACGCUGGUGGGCAGCUCCAACUAUACUAAGCGCAGCUACACCCUGGACCUCGAGGCAAACGCACUGGUGGUGACGCGCAACGCAGCGCUACAGGCUCGCCUUGGCGCCGAGGAAUCCUGGCUGCAGACAUAUGCGCAGCCUGUCAGCCGCGAUGACUUUGCCCAGCCGGAGCGACGGGUGCGCGCGCAUGUGCGUCUGGCCAUGUGGAUUGUACAGGCGCUGGGCGGCGCUCUAUAG